AUGCAUGACGCAAACCAGUACUGCACCGUAACCAAGAACGACGAAGGCGAGGUUUUCAAGGUAGAGGUAGAGGAGGGCGGCUGCAUCAGGCGAGAUACUAUCAAGAAGCUCAAGUACGUCUUUUCUCCACCCAGUGAUACUACAGACUCUCUCGACAAGAAUGAAGGCGGAUUACAGCGAGACAGCACAGUGCCCAAGGGUAGAGUCUCCUACUCAUCGUCUGUAGUCUACUACCCUGACGGAUCUACUUCAUCCACUGCGGUCCUUACAGGCUGCGUCCUGCAGUAUAGAGGUGGUCUGAGAGAGAGGACUCGAGGAAAUAACGGAGACCCAGCUAAGGUAAACCUCUCCCUCAAAGACGCUCUUAAGUCUAUGGAGUCCAACACUGUCAAUAGCAAGACCGCUCGUUACCUUAUCAAGCCUAAGCCGCUGACCAUCUACAUAAAGGACAAGACUACUGUCAAGGGCCCUCAGCUAGCUCUUAGACGUGCAAAAGGCGUGGAGAAGGUAGAGACUACAGAGUUCUUCAUGGCAGGCGGCGCCUUAGCCGAGCUUGCUAUAUUAAGACUUAGUCUGGAAAGAAAGCAUGUCAGUGAUAGCACGGCAGUACUCUGGAGUAACGAGUCACUGGCUGGCGCAGGCGGCGUAUACUACUCAUUCUCCAACUACAUUAAGCGCUUUAGCGUAAAAUUCUACAGCUAG
Molecule: messenger RNA, 702 nt
Organism: Colletotrichum higginsianum IMI 349063
Lineage: Eukaryota; Fungi; Ascomycota; Sordariomycetes; Glomerellales; Glomerellaceae
Exons: 4
Coding region: 1-702 (233 amino acids)
Source: RefSeq, a predicted model, not a curated record